CUGACCACAGAAUGACAGAAUUGAAAAAAAACAUGGGUGCUCUAUAAAACAAAACCAUUGUGAAACUGAAACCAAAGAAGAGAAAUAGAUUUUUUUUGCUGGACACAGAAAAAGACGAAACUAGCCUCUUCUUGCAACUUGCACUUUCCUCUUCUUACUGUCCCCAGAAAAAACAAGAACAAACAAAGGACACAAUCUUGUCUCUUGAGAGUUGAAUCUAAUGGGAAAGAAGUGUGAUUUAUGCGAAGGUGUUGCGAGAAUGUACUGCGAGUCAGAUCAGGCGAGUCUAUGCUGGCACUGCGACGCUAAAGUUCACGGCGCUAACUUCCUCGUCGCUAAGCACGCGCGAUGUCUUCUCUGCAGCGCCUGCCAGUCACCCACGCCGUGGAAAGCCACGGGGCUUCGCCUCGGCCCCACCUUCUCCGUCUGCGACUCUUGCGUCGCUCUUAAAUCCGCGGCCGGCGGUAGAGACGGCGUAAGCAGCACUGAGAGGAUUCAGACGGAGAGUCCUGGCCAGGAGAUCAAUGGUUUCGAUAAUGACGACGGCGCGGAGUCUUACGAUGAUGAUGAGGACGAAAAUGAAGACGAGGAGUACAGUGAUGAUGAUGAAAAUGAAGAUGAUGAGGAAGAAGCUGAAAAUCAAGUUGUCCCGUGGGCUGCGGCGGGGCAACCGCUUCCUGUAGUGAGUUCAUCAUCGUCUGACGGUGGAGGCGGAGGUCCGGUGGCGAAGAGGAAGAGGGAAUGUUACGAUGAGGAGAUCGGAUGCUCUUCAGCUCAAGAGUCAAACUGUUCUCGGCCGUUGAAGCGACCGACAAGAGAGGAACCAGUGUUCAAAUCAACGGCUGCGGUUAACUCUAUCAUCAGAUUAGAAGGAGAGAGUCUCCGAAACAUUGAACGACGCCGUUGAUAUUCAUCUUCUUCGUCGUUGUUUUCUCUGUUCUUUGCCAUUUCCAAAACGAGGAGAGAUCUCAGCCGUUGAUUCUCUCCUCUUUCUCUUUGGGUAAAAUCACCACCGUUCGUUUCUUCUAACGAAAGACUUGUUUUAGUGAUGAGGUAGUUCAUUUUUUGUAAUUUUAAAUGUUUGUAUUUGAAUAUCAUUUUCUGAUUUUGUUUAUCUAAGUAAUUAAUUUGGAUUCUUAUGUAUUGAAAUGGUUAUUAUUAGA
Molecule: messenger RNA, 1163 nt
Organism: Raphanus sativus (radish)
Lineage: Eukaryota; Viridiplantae; Streptophyta; Magnoliopsida; Brassicales; Brassicaceae
Product: zinc finger protein CONSTANS-LIKE 4
Exons: 2
Coding region: 221-907 (228 amino acids)
Molecular function (GO): zinc ion binding
Source: RefSeq, a predicted model, not a curated record